Messenger RNA from Vigna unguiculata (cowpea), 1514 nucleotides. RefSeq names its product amino acid permease 3-like. NCBI's taxonomy places the organism in Eukaryota, Viridiplantae, Streptophyta, Magnoliopsida, Fabales, Fabaceae. The record is from RefSeq and is a predicted model, not a curated record.
GACCACAAUUUCUAAUUUGGUGUUUCUCUCUAAAGGCCAGGGCAAGAUGUUGGAAGAUGGUGUAAGAAGAACAAAUCCAGUGGCAUUUUUUGAUGACGAUGGCCGUCGCAAAAGAACUGGAACGGUUUGGACUGCAAGUGCCCACAUAAUAACAGCUGUUAUUGGCUCUGGGGUGUUGUCUUUGGCUUGGGCUAUUGCUCAACUUGGAUGGGUUGCUGGUCCUGCUGUAAUGGUUCUCUUCUCUGGUGUCACUUAUUAUACCUCAAUUCUUCUAGCUGCUUGUUACCGCACCGGUGAUCAACUCACUGGCAGGAGAAACUACACCUACACUCAAGCUGUCAGAUCCUACCUAGGUGGAAUGAAUGUCAAGUUUUGUGCGUUGGUUCAGUAUGCCAACCUUUUUGGAGUGGCAAUCGGGUACACCAUAGCAGCUUCCAUAAGCAUGAUGGCCGUUAAAAGGUCUAAUUGUUAUCAUAAUAGCGGAGGAAAAGAUCCAUGCAAAAUGAACAGCAAUGUUUACAUGAUUUCAUUUGGAAUUGUUCAAAUUGUUUUGUCCCAAAUACCAGAUUUCAAGGAGUUGUGGUGGCUCUCCAUUGUGGCUGCUGUCAUUUCCUUCACAUACUCAAUAACUGGACUUGGUCUUGGAAUUGCUAAAGUCAUAGCAAACGGGACGGUUAAAGGAAGCUUAACUGGUGUAAGUAUUGGUACUGUCUCACAAAGCCAAAAAAUUUGGAGGAGCUUCCAAGCUUUUGGUAACAUAGCCUUCGCCUACUCCUACUCAAUGAUCCUUAUAGAAAUUCAGGACACAAUCAAAUCACCUCCUGAAGAGUCAAAGACAAUGUCAAAGGCUACUUUAGUGAGUGUCUCAGUGAUGACCAUUUUCUAUCUGCUAUGUGGUUGCUUUGGCUAUGCAGCUUUUGGAGAUUCAAGCCCUGCAAACCUUCUCACUGGUUUUGGCUUCUAUAACCCAUAUUGGCUCCUUGACAUAGCCAAUGCUGCCAUUGUUGUCCACCUUGUAGGUGCAUACCAAGUUGACUGCCAACCCCUGUUCAAAUUUAUUGAAAACAACGCAGCACAAAAGUUCCCGGAGAGUGAUUUUGUGACGAAGGAAUUUGAAGUACACAUCCCUGGUUGCAGACCCUUCAAGUUCAACCUCUUCAGGUUGGUUUGGAGGACAAGUUUUGUGAUCUGCUGUACUGUGAUAGCAAUGGUGGUACCAUUCUUCAAUGACAUUGCGGGGCUGAUUGGAGCCAUUGGAUUUUGGCCACUCACAGUGUAUUUCCCAGUGGAGAUGUAUAUUGUUCAAACUAAUAUACCAAAAUGGAGCACCAAAUGGAUAUGCCUGCAGAUGCUUAGUGGUUUAUGCUGCCUCUUGACAAUUGUAGCUGCAAUAGGUUCCUUCACAGCAGUUCUUGAGGAUAUUAAAGUUUACAAGCCCUUCAAGACCAAUUACUAGUUGAGAGUCGCUGCCCUGUUAACUUUUCGUUACUUUGAAAUCUAUACCUUUAUUACUU